Molecule: messenger RNA, 663 nt
Organism: Pisolithus orientalis
Lineage: Eukaryota; Fungi; Basidiomycota; Agaricomycetes; Boletales; Pisolithaceae
Exons: 3
Coding region: 1-663 (220 amino acids)
Source: RefSeq, a predicted model, not a curated record
AUGAGUCUCAAAUUACUUCCUCAUGCCAAGAUUGUCACUUGGAAUUUUGUAAACAAGUCUAUUCAGACCCAAAUUGUCUACAACACUGCAGAAUUAAAUUCCACACCCUACAUUCAACUUCCUGAUCGACUCUACCAUUGUAUUCUACAUCUCCUUCCUACUCAGCACCCCUUGGAGGUAGUGUCCCACACCAAGCAUAAACACCAGGCUGAGGCUGAGAAGGGUGAUGAGGCUGGGGCUGAGGCUGGCAGUAGUGAGGCUGGUGGUGAAGUGGGAAAGGUGGUGAUGGACCCUGGUUGUACUUGCUGUGCCUGGGCCAAGGCUGUCUGUAAGUUUCUCAUGGAUGGCAACAAGAAAUGGGUUGCCUGCAUCCAGUGCAACCUGUCAAAAGGCAAGUGCUGGUGGCCUGGGGAUGGGAAAGAUGUCAGGUACUCAGGCUUGGAAGACAAGCUCAAGCACCUGAUCAAAGCCAUGGGGCUGAUCACCAACAACCUGGCCAGCCUCUUCAAUGUUCAAGAAAAUGUGGUUGCAAACUCAGGCUGGAUCACCAAUGCCCUGGAGACAAUCAUUGACAAAUCGUAUGGGUAUGGGUUGCUGGCCACCCCCUCAGACUUGGGUCUGUCUGAGCUCAAUGCCAACAAGUUGCAUGAGGAGGUGGAGUGA